AUGGUGGUUCCUUGGCUGGGCAAAAAGUUUACUUGGUAUAGACCUAAUGGCGCAUCUAGAAGCAGACUUGACAGGUUCCUAGUUUCUCAUGAAUGGCUUGCUAGAUGGCCCAGCAGCAUUCAAGCUACACUUGCAAGGAAUUUUUUGGAUCAUUGUCCAAUUGUGCUUCGUUCUAAGGAGAUUGAUUGGGGCCCAAAACCUUUUAGGAUCAUGGAUUGCUGGUUACUUGAUAGGUCAUUCAAGGAAACUGUUCAUCAUUGCUGGACAUCCAAUCAGCAAGCAGGGUGGGGAGGAUACAUCCUUAAAGAAAAAAUCAAGAAAUUGAAGCACAUCUUGAAGAGAUGGAAUAGAGAACAUUUUGGAGAUACCUUUACAAAGGUCAAAAGGAUUGAAUCUGAAUUAAACAAAUUGGAGGAAGACACAAUCCAAAGACAACUAUCCCAACAAAAGGAGCAGAAAAGAAAGCAACUGCAGGAAGAUCUUUGGGCAGCAGCCCAAGCUCAUGAGUCUGCUAACCAGCAACAUUUCGAUUGCAACUCUUUGGGAUGGGCUUAUGCAUUAGAGACUAUCAAGGAACAUUCAUUCUCAAAAAGACUCCUUCAUGCAUUUUCGUGGCUCAAGGAACAAAAUUUUCACAAUAUAGAUUUUGAAUUAGAUUGCAAACUUUAA
This is a messenger RNA of Glycine soja, 669 nucleotides long. RefSeq lists its product as uncharacterized. Lineage: Eukaryota; Viridiplantae; Streptophyta; Magnoliopsida; Fabales; Fabaceae. The transcript has a single exon. The record is from RefSeq and is a predicted model, not a curated record. Bases 1 to 669 code for a protein of 222 amino acids.